AUGGCCGACUGUUCUCCUACACCCUCACCACUAGUCGUUCGAAACCAAACGUCCGAAUUAGCCGGCGAUUGUCCCAGCGACGGGCGCACCGUUGACAUCGCAGGUGGCGCCCCGCGGCGCGCUAAAUUAAAUGACAAAUUAUUUUCCCACGCAGCCUGCGCCCUCGCUAUUAAUAAGCCCGACCGCAAGCCCGCUCCGAAUUGGCGGCGAGGCCCG
Messenger RNA from Iphiclides podalirius (scarce swallowtail), 216 nucleotides. The record is from the annotation of a GenBank genome assembly. Lineage: Eukaryota; Metazoa; Arthropoda; Insecta; Lepidoptera; Papilionidae.